CACAUUUCGGUAAGUUUUACUCAUAGCGUCAGUCGUCAAAGCUCUUGCUUUCGAGGUCGCUUCUUCUGCCUAUCUGCCUUCAAGCUUUACAAAGUCUUUUUCGUCGACAAUUCUUCCUGAAUUAGAUUUUUGUCUUCUUUGAAAUCAAAAUCUAUAAUUGAGAUAGAAAAUGGCAAACUUGACUGGUGAUGCUGUGGUUGCUAUGGCCCAGAAGCAGGCUUUCGAUCCCUGGGCUUUACCCGAUUCCUUUACCCUCUAUGCCUACGCACCGGAGGACAUUCGCAGCUUCCUUCAUCCUCAUUGGCAUACCUAUAAGGCUUUGCACCCUGCAUGGUAUUACUUUUUGGGAUUGAUGUACUUAGUCAUCGGUACUUGCGCGGUUGCCGGAAACGCUGUUGUCCUGAAGAUCUUCAGCCGGUUCCCAGCUCUACGAAGCCCAGCAAAUCUCUUGGUGAUGAACUUAGCUGUCUCCGACUUUCUGUUGAUGCUCGCGCUUUUCCCUGAAUGCGUCUACAAUUUCUUCCUUGGAGGACCAUGGCGCUUUGGAGAAAUGGGCUGCCAAAUCCACGCAUUCCUUGGUGCUUGCUUCGGAUACAACCAGAUUUUCACUUUGACCAUGAUCUCUUACGAUCGCUACAAUGUGAUUGUGAAGGGAUUCAGUGGGACUCCACUUACGUUCAACCGUGCUGUAACCAUAAUCACGAUGAGCUGGAUAUGGGCUCUGGGCUGGUCCAUCUGUCCGUUGGUUGGCUGGGGUGCAUACGCCAUGGAUGGUAUCAUGGGAACAUGCUCAUAUGACUACGUUUCGCAAAACAUGAAUAACAAGAGCCAUAUCUUGGCAGCCACGUUUGCUAACUACAUCUUACCUAUUAUCAUAAUUGCUGGAUGCUAUUAUUUCAUCGUUCACGCAGUCUUCAAACACGAAGAAGAAUUGCGUGCACAGGCCAAGAAGAUGAAUGUUGCUUCUCUUCGCAGCAACAACGACCAACAGCAGGUGUCUGCCGAGAUUCGCAUCGCCAAGGUCUCCAUCAUGAACGUUUCCAUGUGGUUGACUGCAUGGACUCCUUUUGCUGUUAUCUGCAUCCUCGGAACAUGGGGUGAUGUGUCCAAGAUUACUCCGCUGGUAUCGGCAAUUCCAGUGAUUCUGGCGAAAACAUCUUGCGCGUACAACCCGCUCAUUUAUGCCAUUUCUCAUCCUAAAUACCGAGAGUGUCUCAAGCAAAUGUUCCCUUGGAUGUGCAUCGUUGAGGAAAAGAAAGCAGCUGCCGAUAAUCAGUCUGUCAUCUCUGACAAGACUGAAAUGACAGAAAUCGUCAAAUGUGAAUCGGCUUAAAUGUAUGAUAAAUGGAUGUUCCUCUUUCCGUUACUGUCUUGGUAAGGUGUAUCGGUUAUCAGACGCCCAUCAGUUUUUUACGACCAUUGCUAUUGAAUUUUGGAUAAGCGAAAACGAAACAAUCUAUAGAUUUUUUUAACGUGCACGUCUCCCCUUCUCUCCGUUUACUUUUUCCAUAUUUUGACUGUUUUAUUGAGUUUACUUUUAUCUUAUUUUCAUUUCAAAUGUUCAAAAUUACUUCUGUUUCAAUACACUAGAAAACAAUA
Messenger RNA from Daphnia magna, 1599 nucleotides. Its product is annotated as compound eye opsin BCRH2. NCBI's taxonomy places the organism in Eukaryota, Metazoa, Arthropoda, Branchiopoda, Diplostraca, Daphniidae. Bases 170 to 1333 code for a protein of 387 amino acids. Gene Ontology annotation, molecular function: G protein-coupled receptor activity. Gene Ontology annotation, cellular component: membrane. The record is from RefSeq and is a predicted model, not a curated record. The transcript is spliced from 6 exons. Gene Ontology annotation, biological process: G protein-coupled receptor signaling pathway.